AUGAUUGAUAAUCAUACAAUUCAAUUAUAUCAAAAAAUUGCGCUCACAUCACUUUGGGCUAAUUACAAAGGUACAAUUUCAUGUAAUAGUCUUAGUUGCUUAAAUGAUGCACAAAAACCAUCACGAUCACUAAAAUCCAUUCAUCAACAAAAUAGUAACAAUAAUAAUAAUAAUGAUAACAGUCAUGAUAAUUCUUUAGCAAGAACGAAUCAAAAAUGGCAACAACAAAUGAAGUUUUAUGUGUACGAUUUAAGUCGAGAAAAACCGAUUAAUCUUAUUUAUGAUGUAGAUGAAGAGAAAUUAUUAUUGGUUAAUAAUGUAUCGGAAAAUAUCUACAAUUAUGGAAUAAGAAAUGGAUUUUUGAACGCGUAUCAUAAUAGUAAAACGGAACCCACAUUAUCUCUUGAUGAUAAACGAAAUUUAUUAAUACGUUUAUAUCAUGAAAAUGGUAAUACAGAACAGAAAUUAUUUCGAAUAUUGAGUGGUUCACUGCAUUAUUUUCGUGUUUUACCACAAUUAUGGUCCGAUCGAAUACAAAAAAUGAAAGCAGCUGGUUUGAAUACCGUUGAAACGUAUAUUCCAUGGAAUUUACAUGAACCGGAGAAAGGCCAAUACAAAUUUCAAGAAGGACUAGCAGAUAUUGUUACAUUUUUGGAAUUAAUACGAUCACAUGAAAUGUUUGCUAUUAUAAGACCAUCAGGGUUCAUUUGUGCCGAAUAUGAAUGGGGUGGACUUCCAAGUUGGUUAUUAAAAGAUAAUAAUAUGCGUGUUCGCACCACAUAUUCUGGUUUUAUGGCCGCAUUAAAAAAAUACUAUGACGUUUUGUUACCAAUACUAGCUGAAUAUCAAUAUAAUCGUCAAGGUCAAGGUCCUAUUAUAGCAUUUCAAAUCGAAAACGAAUACGGUUCAUAUGGAAGCGAUAAGGAAUAUUUAGAACAAAUCAAAUCGAUUUAUGAAGCGAACGGUUUAACAGAAUUAUUUUUGACAUCCGAUGGAGCAGAGGUUCUUAAAAAUGGUACCUUAACAGAUGUGUGGGCGACAGUGAAUUUUCAACGUUAUAUUCAAGCAAAUUUGGAUAAAUUGAGACUAUUUCGUCCAAAUAAACAUUUAAUGAUAACAGAAUAUUGGACUGGAUGGUUUGACUAUUGGGGUGGUACACAUAAUACUGGCUCCAGGGGUUAUUACGAUGCCGAACAAUUGGAAAGUGAUGUAGAAGAGAUAUUAAAUUUAAAAGAUGUUUCCAUUAACUUUUACAUGUUUCAUGGUGGUACAAAUUUCGGAUUUACAUCUGGUGGUCACCAUUUUCCAAAAUCACAUUAUAAUCCAUUGGUUACAAGUUAUGAUUAUGAUGCACCACUAAAUGAAUCAGGUGAUCCUACUCCAAAAUAUUAUGCUAUUCGAAAAGUUAUUAAAAAUUUUUAUGAAAAAAAUCCAUCAUUACUUAUUUUUAAUACUAAACGUUCUGUGAUAUCGAAUCCCGAAUAUUUUCUACCAACUGUACCAUUAUCAUCGCAAAAAGCAAGCUAUGGAACAAUUGAAAUAAAAGGGUAUAAAACAUUUUUAGAAAUAUUAGAAGAUGAUUUGUUGACAACAAAAUCACACAGUCAAAAUAUGAUAAAUAUGGAAAAAUUAUCGAUUAAUAAUUUUUCUGGUCAAUCGACCGGUUUUAUUGUCUAUCAUACUGUUCUAAAUAAUUUACCAAAAUCAAAAAUACAACUAAAUGUUACCUCCGUCGCUGAUAAUGCCAUUGUAUUAAUCAAUAAUAAUGUUAUAUUCAAUUCAAAACAUACUGAUAAUCAAUUUUAUAUUGAUUUACCAUCAACCGAUGAAGAACAAUUAUCACUACAUAUUCUUGUUGAAAAUAUGGGAAGAAUUAAUUUUGGGCCUACUAUUGAUAAUUCAAGAAAAGGUAUUAAAGGAGAAGUAUUGUUAAAUAAUGAUGUUAGUAUUAAAAAUUGGACCAUUUAUUCACUCGAAUUUCGUAAAGGAAUAUCUGGUGUAACAAAUUGGAAUAAAGUUGAUAAACUAAAUAGACAAUUGAAUAUGGGUCCGUGUUUAUUUUUGGGCGCAUUUUCAAUUGAAGAUGAGACACCAUAUGACACCUAUUUAUCGUUACCUCAGUUUACUAAAGGUGUUGCAUUUGUCAAUGGGUUUAAUAUUGGCCGUUACUGGAAUAUUGGUCCACAGAAAACGCUCUACAUUCCUGCACAAUUACUAUUCAAAGGUUUUAAUCAAAUACAAGUAUUUGAAUUAUAUACUUUUGGUCAAAGUGAUAUUCUCGUAUUUUUAAAUGGAAAAAAUAUUAUCUCAUCAUCCUUAGAACAAAUUAAAAAUGAUAUUACAAUUUUAUCUCGUCAAAAAGAAAAGAUUAUUAUUGGUACAUGUCGAUUAUCUUCAAAUUCUAACAACAACAACAACAACACUAUAAUAGCAUCUUAUCUUGCAUCAUUGUCAUUUGUCGAAUUUUCCAAUAUUGCCAUAAAUUUUCUUAGAGAUAAGUUUAUAACUAAAACAAAAUCGUCUGAACAUUUAGCAGAAUCACGAAAUAUUUUAUCAUUAUUAAAUCCAUUUACAAAAAAAAAACGCUUGCUAACAACGAAUGGAGAACAAAAAGAUGAUGGAGAUUCUGCAAUUGUUCUCGCUUCAAAUGAUCUCAAUCGAAAUCAGAAAUCAAAAAGAAAUCCAAGUCCAAAUAGAGAUAGUGGAUUUAUUGAGACGGACGGAACAAAUGGGUCACUCUUAACACAACACAGUGGCAGUUCAAGAUUAAGAAGCAAAACAUCUUUGGAGAAAAGUGAUAGUCGAGAUGAUUCAUUUGAAUCAUUUCCACCAUCAUUAAAAAAUGGAAUUUUAAAUUUAAAUAAUCAUACCGAUGAUUUGUUAACAACAACUAUUCCAGAUACAAUCAAAAUCAUGCCGGAAAAUUCUGGACUAAAAUAUUCUGACUUGUUAUUCGAAAAAUUUCAAAAAUCACGUCGAGAACCUCAGACAACACCGAUGACGGAUGGUUGUAAUAUUUAUACACAUCAUUCAAAUCCCGUUCGUCAAUAUGAUGAAACUGUUAUUCUACGUGGACGUGAAAUUGCCUAUGAAGCAGCAAAUGCUUCCUCACAAAUUUCACAUAAUAUCAACUCAAUAUCAAAUGAGACUGAAUUCAAAUAUCGUUUACCAAUUGUACAAAGUUAUUCAAAAGAUCAAAUACGCGAAUUAUACGGUGAGUUAGAUGAAAAAACUCAUCCUUUAAAAGAAAAUAUUUGGACACCAUAUACUAUACAACAUCAUCAACCGCCGAUCGAUGCUUGGGAUGAAAAUCUCUCUUUAUCGAUUUCCAAACCUGAUACUUAUUUUGUAAAACGAACAGAUUUUACGUCAAAAAGUAAUUGGGACUUUGAGACCUCGUUCGAACAAACUUUAUCGAAUGGACAAAGUAAAACUGUUAAAAAUAAAUUUGAAUGCCCAUUACCAAAAUUUCGUCUUGAUACAGAUGGUGGGAAAAUCAACAAAAAACAAGUUCAUUCACAUCCUUUUUUAUCAACUGGUUUAUCAAAUCCACGACUAGACACUCAACAACCACGUUCAUCGAUCGACAAACAAAUAGAGAAUAGAAAUAACAUAAAUAUUUCUUCACCAUCUGAAGACUUAUCUCUAAAACCGAUUGUCGAAGAAGAGCUCAAUAUUCCUCUUAAUUUGAUAAAAGGUAGUUUUCGAACAUCUCUUGGAUCGCCGCUAUAUGACAAUGCACGAAUUUAUGUAACUGAAGCGAAUCCAAUCACGUUUUCAGGAACGCCAACUGAAGAACAAAAAGGUUUUGUUCAGAGUAUACAAGACACGAAAAGUGCGAUAAAAAUCGAAAUGAAUUUGUCUGAAAAAACAAAUACUAUACACGAUAAAAAACAAAAACUAGAAAAGUCAGCUUUCAUCGAUUUAUCGCCAAAUUCAUCUGAACAAGACUCUACGAUCAAAAGUAACUGGACCACACCAGGAUUAAAUGGAAUGUAUUUAGAACCAUAUAUGGAUCGAUUAUAUAACAUAGAUGAACAUUGGCAUCAGUCAAAACUAACAAUGAACUCAACGGAUUUUAAAUAUGUAGAUGUACAAAAAGAAAAUCAAUCUUCAACUAAUGAGUCCGAACAUCUUUCUCCAACAAUCAUCGGAUUUGAUGAUCUUUCAUAUGGGAGUACAACACCGCCGAUUCAAGAUAAAAAGACGCCUACAUUAAGUCAAACAGAAUUUCACAGUAUAUUAGAUUUAGAAGCAACAUCAUUAAAUGGAGAAUAUUCGUAUCAUACAGCUGCGAGUAACAGUACUAGAAAAAAAUCAGUAAGGGCAUAUAGUAAUAUUCGCGAAAAACAAGAAAAUCAACGUUUACAUUCUACCGCGUCAACUGAUAAUGAUACAAGUGAUAGUACGUUAAAACAAACUAAAUUCGAUAUAUACGAGUCGUUUACGUCAGCCGAGGAUAGUUUCUACGAUGCAUUAGCAUCCCCGACUACCGUUGAAUCAGAGUCUACAUUAUCAAUGACGAAUAAUUUAAGUUCUCUAAUUCAACAGAUAAACGAAAUAAAUCGAACUGAACACGUUAAUACCCAAAAUAUUUGUGACAUUAUAAAAUCGAUUCAAGACGAUAAACAAAAUGUCAAAGAAUUAUCCGAAAUAAGUAACACUGACCAGUAUACAACAAACACAUCGUUCACAGAAGAAGGUAUAUCUAUCCAGUCUCAAAACGAUAAUUUAUCUAGAAUAAUUUUACAAAUAAAUGAUCUUGCAUUUUUAUCACAAAGAAGACUAUCACCUGAGGGAUCAGAGAGAAAAUUAUUCGACAAAAAUAGUAGUUCCAAAUCGGAGGACGAAAUGCAGCGGUAUCAUCAAGAUCCAACCACUGUUAAUGCUUUGACGACUAUUGUUCAAAAUAUAAAUCAUUUAACAGAGACGGAUAAAAUGCAGAGUUUAGAAAAAAUAAUCAAUCCAUUUUCAAGUCAUAAUUAUCAUCAACUGUAUAAAGUGUACAAUUCAACAAAUGUUAUUUCAACCAUUGACGACGAUAUGUCUAUACCAAACGAGUUUGAAUCAAAACCAUCUGAAUAUAUAAAUAAUCUACAUUUUGUUGACGAUGAUCUCGCGAUGCCAACUGUAGAGAUGACCGAUAUUAUUUGGGAAAGUCAUGAGAAAGAAGCAAACACCGAAUCAGAAAAUUUGACUGCUCUAGUCAGUUCUAUUACGACACUUUCUCAAAAACCAAUAUUAUCAACGAACGUCAACAAUUUACUUCUAAUGUACGAUGACGAUGUUAUUACUCGUAAAAACAGCAAAAAACUGAUUGAUAUUUCAACAGAAAAUAAUGUUCAUAAUCUAGCAAACCUAGUCGAGCAUAUUUAUCAGCAUUCUAUACAAAAUCACUCUAUAACAUCAAAUAAUGAGCAAUCCUACGAUUUAGUCGAUCAAGUUUCUCAUGCUAACUUGUCAAACAUAGUCAGUGAAAUUAUGGAACAUCAUAAAACUGCAUCAACUCUAACAAGCAAAACAACAUGGACAAAGUCAUCAUCGUUAGCUAAUGAAAAACAGCCAACAAAGAUAUUUGAACAAGAAUUGAUAGUAGAAAAUCUAAAAUCAAUCAUUAAUGAAAUUAAUGAUAAACAAGAACAAUCAUUGCCAUUGAAAGCAGAAGACGAGCAAUUUCAAGUCAAUCAUCUGUCACAAAUUGUUGGCGAUACAUUUCUAAUUGGUUCAAAAUACACUUAUCCAAAAGUAUUCGGUACAGUAAAAGAAGACGAAAAUGUUCAACAGCCUAAACAAUCUGUAUUUCAAGAAACUAACUCUACAUCAUCGUCAAAUAAUAUUGGUGAUUAUUCUAAUAAUCUAACACCGAUGACUUUAACUAUUAAUAUUACACAAAAACCUUUUGCUCAGCAGUCGAUCAAUGAAAAUAUUGUUGAACAACCCGAAAAAUUGUACGAAGAAUAUGGUUAUCGACGUAUAACAAGAGAUCCGGAUACAAACAGUGUCGUAGAAAAACUCGAAGAAUGUAUACGUCGUUAUAAAAAUAAUAUUGAUGACUAUCAGACUGCAAGCGAAAAUGUUGAUAGUCAAAUAAAUAAACUUUCAAAUCCAUUGAAGUCAGAUUUUUACGCUAGUAAUCAUGAUUUUGAUGAAACAUUGCCAUUUGAUCCGGUAUCAUCGUCAACCUACAGUGAGAGUGAAAUGAGAGAUAUAUCUGGUCGAUCAUCUGUUGUACUGCAAGCACCAACAAGUACAAGUCUGAUAACGUUGAACUUGAGAAAAACGUUAGAUUCGCCCACUCAAUCUAGAAUUACUGAUAUGCAAAAUAUGCCACAAUUGAAUACAUUGUCAACAACAACAUCAGACAUUGGUGCAUGUGAGUACAAAAAAGUAGAAUUUAAUAACAGUGUAGAUGUCCACCUUACAAUCUUGUUUCAAUCUUAA
This is a messenger RNA of Didymodactylos carnosus, 6441 nucleotides long. The record is from the annotation of a GenBank genome assembly. NCBI's taxonomy places the organism in Eukaryota, Metazoa, Rotifera, Eurotatoria, Philodinida, Philodinidae.